AGAUAAAGAUAAAUCUACGUGUUAUCUACCUACGUUAUCACAAAGUUGAUUCACACCCAAUUUUACUCGUCUCUUUGACGUACACCUACUACAGCACAAGCGUUGGAGAGAAUUUUCAAAAUGCGGACACAUAGCAUCCUGUAUUUCCUCGCUUUAGGAUUUUUAAUUCUCGGAGUACUCAUGGCUGAAGUAGAGGCAAGGCGUAAAAUUCUGCGCGGAAGAAAAACAAUCACUCGGCAUUAUUACAGCGGUCUUGCUAUUCCAGCUUGGUCUAUUGUCCUUUUUUGCGGUUUAGGAAUGCUAACACUUGGCGGAGGGCUCUACAUUCUACUUCGAAAAUUCGUCGUUAAUGGUACAGGUGAUAAUGAUAUUCGAUCUUACCAUCCAGCAAUGCAGGACGAAGUGUAAAACGAUCUUGCUCAUUUCAUUGCUUCAUUUGACAUUCCAAUUAUUCAUCACAUGAUCAAUCAAUAAUGCUAUGAUUGAAUAAUUAUUGUAAAAACAAUUGUCAUUAUUAACUUUUAUUUUAUAAUACAAACCAAUUUCAAAUGUG
Messenger RNA from Diachasma alloeum, 553 nucleotides. RefSeq lists its product as uncharacterized. Lineage: Eukaryota; Metazoa; Arthropoda; Insecta; Hymenoptera; Braconidae. The coding region runs from base 121 to 408 and encodes 95 amino acids. The transcript is spliced from 3 exons. The record is from RefSeq and is a predicted model, not a curated record.